Molecule: messenger RNA, 3651 nt
Organism: Lodderomyces orthopsilosis Co 90-125
Lineage: Eukaryota; Fungi; Ascomycota; Pichiomycetes; Serinales; Debaryomycetaceae
Gene: IRR1
Product: Irr1p
Exons: 1
Coding region: 1-3651 (1216 amino acids)
Biological process (GO): sister chromatid cohesion
Cellular component (GO): chromatin; nucleus; cohesin complex
Molecular function (GO): protein binding; chromatin binding
Source: RefSeq, a predicted model, not a curated record
AUGUGGGUAUCAAGUAAUUGUUUAUAUUUUUGUUUUUCUUUAACCACACCAAACUACGAGACCAGAGGUUUUUGCAACACACCCACAAGAGGUAUAGUAUCCACCAUGUCAGCAGCUACUAGGAGACUGACUAGAAGUAAUAGGAAGACGGUCCACUAUGAUGAGUCAAGUGAUGUAGAACAGGACCAAGAUGCUUAUAUUCCCUCUGAACAGGAUAAAGAAAAUGCACCAAAUCACGUUACUAAAUCAUCCACCAAGAGAAAGAACUCAGUGACAACAACAACAACAACAACAACAAACACCACCACUUCAAAGAAACGGAGAACUAGUGUGACGAUCAACCAUUCUAGGUGUCUUCAUCAGCAGCAGCAACAGCAACCACAAUCUAAAAGAGGUCGAAAAGGUAAAGGAAAGAAGAGACAAGAAGAUUUGGAGGAUGAUUGGGAAGAAAAUUACUUGUAUCAAGCAUUAUCAAGUCCCGAGAUUAAUGUUGUUGAUCUAGCCCAAGAAUGGGUUGAAACCUACGAAGAAGAAUCAAUACUGAACACCACCGACUCAACUACCAUUACUCUUCUAAUGAAUUUAAUUUUAAGAAGUUGUGGUUCAUUUCAUCUUUUCCAACCCCAUGAUUUAGCAAAUUUGGAAAGUGCUACUAGUACAGUUGAAGAACUCACAUUGGCAUUUGGUAAUCAAUCAACUCAUAAAUUCCCUUUUAAACUUGUACCUGUUUUCAAAAAGAAUGUUUUGCAAUUUUUCCAACAUAUUAUUGAAAUAUGUCAUGAAAAGGGGUUAUUGUACCCACCAUAUACACAACACAGUGAAGAAGAAGAAGACUCUCUGAAACAGUCUCCAUUGAUGUCGUAUUUAAUCACUUGGAUGACUAGUCUUACUGGAUCCGCAAUUAGAGCCUUACGUUUUACAAGUACAGAAAUAUCCAUGAUUAUUCAACUAGAAUUGAGCAAAAUUGGGAAAUCAAUCACAACUAAUCUUUCCAGAUUAAGAAAACAUUUAACGAAAUUGGCAGAUGAGAGAUCAACAAAAUUCAAGACAAUUACAUCAACCAUUGCCAAUUAUGAAUCUCAAUUGGAUACCUUGAAUGAAUAUUUUGAUGAUUUAGCAUCCGUAGUGGUUUCACAAAGAUACAAAGAUUUUGAUCCUCAAAUAAGAUUAAUUGUGGUCAAAUAUCUAAUUGAUACAGUGAUUGCUUAUCCAUCAUAUUUUUGUCAAUCCCAAUUUUUAAAAUAUUUCGGUUGGUUAUUAUCUGAUCCUGUGAAUCAAGUACGCAAUGAAAUUACUCGUGAUUUAUUGAAAUUAUACAGAUUGAAUAAAAAUCAAGAAAUCGUUUCUGGGUUAACUCAAUUUUCCACUAAAUUCAAAUCCCAAUUUAUCGCCAUGUGUGAAGUUGAUGUUGAUGCAAAUGUUCGUGGUAAUUGUUGUGGUAUCCUAACUGAAAUGAUCAAAAUGGGGUUCCUUGAUGGUAAAGAUAAACAUUCAGUGAUUAGAGCAUUUCCAUUUGGUGCUACAACAAAAUUGAAAUUACAAACCGAAUUUGUUAAAUUUAUUCAAAUGGCUAUGGAAGAGAAUGUUAAUUUUGUUUUAGAAAAGAAUCAAUUGAUUUUUGAAAACGAUAGAUACAUUUUACGCGAUCAUGAUGUAAAGGAUAUCUUACUGAUUAAAGUUUUGGCACAGGAAUUGAGCUUUCUUGUGGAAAAAGAAGAACCCUUAGAAGUUAUCUUUGAGUCAGCAGCAAUGAGUCAACUUUAUUUUACUAAAUUAAGAUUAUUUCUUGAUUAUUUAUUAACAGAUAUUGCUGAAUUGAGAAAGGACAAAGGGGUAAAUGAUGAUGAAGAGGAAAUAGAAAUAGAAGGUCAAGAUCCAGAUUUAGAUCAAAUAAAGCAGUUGGUUCAACUUGAUGAUUUGGAGAAGCUUACUUUACUCAAAGCCAUCCACGGUAUAAUCAAAGCUGUCAUGAUGAAAAAAACUAAUAAACAAGGUGGAGUUUCCCGAGAAGAAGAAGAAGAAGUCAAAUCCACAAUUAUUACUCAAUUCAUUGACUAUAUCCCCAAAUUACAAAUUUUUUGUUCAAAAUCAAAUAAUCGAUACAAAAUCUUUAUAUCUGCUUGGCAAGAUUUAAUUGAUGAUAAACAUAAUUGUAUAUUCAACUAUUAUAUUAAAUUGGACAAGAUUGAUAGCUAUGAAUCAACAAUUGUAUCAAUAUUACAGUAUUUUUAUGAAUUUAGUUUAGUUGAUGAAUUUCAACCCUUUUUUGAAAAGUUGUUUAAUCUGAGAGGAUUAACUGAAUCGAUAAAGCUCGAAAUACAAAGGAUUGUUGAUGAAUUAGUGGAGAAUACCACCAUAUACUUACGAGAUAAUCAACAAGAAGAGGAAGAACAACAAGAAGAUAUUCAAAAUGAUUCAUUGAUUGAUAUGGAUCAUGAUUUCGUGUUGUGGACAAAUCGUCAAAAACAUGUUAUCAAACUAUGUCGUGAAGUUUCCAUUCUUGUGCAAAAGAUUAAAUUAAUUGGCAAUUAUGUCAAUAUAGCCAAUUUAGAAAAAAUUGAUGAUUUAAUUUAUCAAUUUAAUAAUCGAAUUUUGAAUAAAUUUGAUUUGAAUGUGGUGUUGAAUCAAUGGAAACAUAAUUUCAUUUUACAAUUGCCUAAAUUCACACAAGCAUUUAUUGCCAUUAUUGAAUUAGUGUUCAUUAUUGGUGGAUGGAAAUUUGAAAAAAUAAUUGAUAUACCACAACAAGAUCAACAUCAAAUUGAUAUUGAAUUGGAAUUGGAAAUGGUGGGAGAUGUUGUAAGUAACCUAAUUCGAUAUAUUGAUGAAUUGAAAGAGUUAAACGAGGGUGAUCAUACACCAGGGGAUUUAGGUAAAUUGAUUGAUUUUAAAUGUCAAUUAAUUUAUCAAUAUAUUAACUUAAUGAUUUCAUUCCGGUUAUUUUAUAUUAAAUUUCAAGAUGAUAAUGAUUUCAAACAUUUUAAAGUAUAUUUCCGACUGAACAAAUCAGUGAUUAUGAUUAAGCAAGAUUUGCAAAUGGAAUUGUUGGAGAUGUUUUUAAUUAAAGAAGUUAAGUUGGCCAAUGUGCUUGAGAUUGAAUUGGAUAGAGACGAUGAAGAAGGUGUACAUUAUGAGGAAUAUUUGGAGAAGGAGUUGCCGGUGGAAGAAGAGUCAACUGUGUUUUCUGAAAAUGAGGACGAGGACGAUGAUGAAAAGACACAACGUCAUGAAAAACAACAACGUCUCCUAAAAGCUAAGCAAGAACAAUUAAAACAAGAUGAGAUAUGGAAAUUGGAAAAGGACUUGGCUGUUUAUAGUUUAAAAUUGAUAUCAUUGGUUAAAUUGCAAUUGAUUUCUAAUAAUGUGUACCAAAGAUUGAAGAAGAACGCUGGUCAAUUAGGUGAGGUUUACUACAAAUUGAUUGAGCAAGAAAAAGUUGUUGAAAAUAGAUAUGAAGAUGGUGAAGCAGAUGUAAAUGCUAAUGAAUUGACUGAUUUGGGCAUUGAUGUCGGUGUUGAUACGACAAUACAAGGAGAGGUUGAAAAUGCAGAAGUCGUCAAUGAUAAUGAAAGUGGUGUUGCUGAUAUUUGUAAUGACGGUGAUAAAGAACAAGAUGUCUCAAUGGAUUUACAAUUGGAGUUAGAUGUGUAA